Melitaea cinxia (Glanville fritillary) is the source of this 3698-nucleotide messenger RNA. It is a transcript of the gene bur, whose product is annotated as GMP synthase [glutamine-hydrolyzing]. Gene Ontology annotation, biological process: GMP biosynthetic process. Gene Ontology annotation, cellular component: cytosol. NCBI's taxonomy places the organism in Eukaryota, Metazoa, Arthropoda, Insecta, Lepidoptera, Nymphalidae. The transcript has 16 exons. The record is from RefSeq and is a predicted model, not a curated record. The coding region runs from base 206 to 2323 and encodes 705 amino acids. Gene Ontology annotation, molecular function: GMP synthase (glutamine-hydrolyzing) activity; GMP synthase activity; ATP binding.
ACACUCACAACUCAAAUGUGUUUGGUCUUUAUUCUUGUAUCUGAUACAUAUAUAAUGUUAUUUAUUCUUUGUUUUUGUAUUUAAACCAUUGUAAUAUUUAUUUAUUUUAACAAUGACAUUAGUAUUGUUGUGACUUGUAAUUUUUUGACAGUAAUAAUGAGAAUUUGUGCAGUGAUGGAAUUCGGAUAUAUAUUUUUGUGUUGUAAUGAUUGGAUUUAAGAAUUUGUGGAAUAAGUGCUGCUGGCGAGUCGGCGAGAUGCACACAGCCAGUAACGAAGGACAGUACCGCGGCGCCAAUGGUGCAACUCACGGGAGAGAUAAGGUUGCCAUAUUGGAUGCUGGAUCACAGUACGGGAAGGUGAUUGACAGGAGGGUUCGAGAACUAUGUGUAGAGUCAGACAUCCUGCCGCUAGACACGCCGGCUUACCACCUAAAAGAGGCGGGCUAUCGCGCUAUUAUAAUAUCUGGAGGACCAAAUUCUGUAUACGCAGAAGAUGCACCUAGAUACGAUGCCGAUAUUUUCAAGAUUGGUCUACCGGUUCUAGGUAUAUGUUAUGGUAUGCAGAUGUUGAACAAAGAGUUUGGGGGUUCGGUUUUAAGGAAAGAAGCGCGGGAGGAUGGACAGUACGAAAUCGAAGUUGAAACAACUUGCCCUCUAUUCAAUCGUCUAGAAAAACUCCAGCCAGUUCUCCUGACACACGGUGAUAGUGUACAGAAAGUCGGUGACCGCUUCAGAGUGGGCGCACAGUCGUCCAAUCAUCUCAUCGCUGCGAUAUACAAUGAGCAGAUGCGUUUGUAUGGUGUGCAGUUUCACCCUGAGGUGGACCUGACGCCCAAGGGCAAGCAGAUGCUGUCGAACUUCCUGUUCGACGUGGCGGGCCUGUCGCGCUCCUUCACGCUGCGCUCGCGCCGCGACGCCUGCGUGCAGUACAUCCGCGACACCGUGGGCGACCACAAAGUGCUCGUAUUAGUCAGCGGCGGCGUCGACUCAACAGUAUGUGCAGCCCUAUUAAGAAAUGCUUUACGCGAAGACCAAGUUAUCGCUUUGCAUAUAGAUAAUGGUUUCAUGCGUAAAAACGAAAGUGCAAAAGUGGAGAGGUGUCUCCGGGAGCUUGGCGUACGUUUGCAUGUCAUCAAUGCAGCACACCAGUUCCGGCAGGGCAGCACGGCGGUGCGCGAGGCGGGCGGGCGCGUGCGGCACACGCCGCUGCUGUGCCACGCGGCCGCGCCCGAGGACAAGCGCCGCAUCAUCGGCGACGUGUUCGUGCGCGUGGCCGAGAGCGCCGUGCGCGACCUGCUGCAGCUGCAAGAGGAGCAGGUGCUGCUGGGGCAGGGCACGCUGCGGCCGGACCUCAUCGAGUCGGCGUCGGCGCUGGCGUCGGGAGCGGCGGCCGCCAUCAAGACGCACCACAACGACACGGAGCUGGUGCGCGCGCUGCGCCAGCGCGGCCGCGUCGUCGAGCCGCUGAGGGACUUCCACAAGGACGAGGUGCGCGUGCUGGGCGCAGAGUUGGGUUUACCGGCGGCGCUAGUAGAGCGCCAGCCCUUCCCGGGGCCCGGCCUCGCCGUGCGCGUGCUGUGCCAGGACGAGCCCUACGCCGACAGGGACUUCGCCGAGACGCAGGUGAUCGUGAAGAUAAUGGUGGAGUACGCGUCGAUGUGCGUGAAGUCGCACGCGCUGCUGGGCCGCGUAGCCAACGCCACGACGCCGGCCGAGCAGGCCGAGCUCAAGCGCAUCUCGUCCGCCGCGCCCGUGGCCGCCACGCUGCUGCCCGUGCGCACCGUGGGCGUGCAGGGCGAUUGCCGUACAUACAGCUACGCGGUAGCAUUGUCGACGGAGCGCUACCCGCCCGACUGGCAGGAUAUGCACUACCUUGCUAAGAUCAUACCGAGGGUCUGUCACAACGUUAACAGGGUUUGUUACGCAUUCGGAGGUCUUAUUAAAGAACAAGUGACUGACAUCACGCCUACGUUCCUUACGCAACAGGUCAUAUCAACGAUACGUCAGGCUGAUGACCUCGCCACACAGGUGCUGCUGUCGAGCAGCGCGGCGACGCGCAUCGCCCAGAUGCCGGUGGUGCUGCUGCCGGUGCACUUCGACCGCGACGCCGGCCUGCGCGCGCCCUCGUGCCAGCGCUCGCUCGUGCUGCGCCCCUUCGUCACCAGCGACUUCAUGACUGGCGUGGCCGCGCUGCCCGGUUCCGACGCUAUGCCGCAGGACGUUUUAGACAGAAUGUGCAAGGAGUUGUUGAGUGUGCCUGGUAUCUCCCGCGUGUUGUACGACCUCACGCCUAAGCCGCCCGCGACCACCGAGUGGGAAUGAUUAUGUACACUUUUGUAUCUUUUGUAUUGAGACAACGGAUGUACAGCGGCAGUGGUCAUACAAAUUCAUUACUAGACAAUUUUUAUAAUCCUACGGGUCAAAAAUUUCUGUUAGAAAAUUUUGUUUUUAGCAUGAGGGUACUUCGUGAAUACUUUGUCGUAAGUGUUAAAAAAUUCUAUUCAAUGGAAAACUAUACACAGGAAUUUUCUAACAGAAAAGAAUGAUAAACGUCCAAAUGCUUCUGAUAAUGUUGUAAACUUACAACUUAACCCAUGUAAAAUAAAUUAGCCAUUGUUGUGUUUGUAAGAAAUGUAAACAAACUAAAGGAACAUCUAUCAUAAUUCAAUUUGUAGACGUUACAAUUCACUGUAAAUUAACUUGAAAAAACAACAAUAUCAGAUUUGUUUUAUAUAAAUAAUUUAUAUCGUUCAAUUUUGCUGAUUUGUGAAUUUUGUAUAAUGAUGGUUUUAAAAAAUACUUGUAGGUCAUAUAUUAUGUUGCAAAUGAUUAUAAAUUUAAUGCUGAUUAUUUCAACAUUCACAUUGUUUUAUUACAUUCACAGUUAUGUAUUUUUUCUUAGUUAUUGGUUACUAGUUUUAUUUUAAACCCAGUUUUAAAUUCAGUUAAUUGGCACAUUUUUACAUAAAAAAAUGUAUUUUGUGUGAAGGAUAUAACAUAAUACUUAAUUAUUAAAAACAUUAAAUGUUCUUGUGAAUAUAUAUUUUUUACUAAUAUUUAUUUUGUUUUAAUUAACAUUGUAUGUGCCCCGAGUUCUAAAAAUUAACUGAAUACUUUUUACGCUUUUAUAAAAUGUAAAGGACUGAUAUGCAAUUAAAAGGCUGACUUUCUACAGGUGUAAAGUUCAUAUAUGUUGCUCGAUGAAAUGUGUUAAAAAUGUAGUUGAACAGGGCAACUUUCAACUAUUUUUUUAUAUAAUUUUAUUGAGUAAAACACGAUUGCAUCUGUCAGAUUGUUAGUUUAAAUGUUCAAUUAUGUUUUGUUUUUAUUUAUAACAAGUUGUUUUUUUGACCACUGUCCCUAAAAUGAAAUAUUGUAAAUAAAUUGGUAACGACACAGAGAACAUGGUAUGAUAUUGGUGUCACAUUAUUGUUAGCUCCACUGAUCUGUUUUGUAACGUAGUAAAUAAUAUCAAGGCUGUGUAAAUUAUUAAAGCCAUGUAUUCCGCACCCUGUGUAAUGUAGAAGUGGCAAUUUUAUAUGGAAUUAUUGUAUUAAAGGGGAAUUUUUAAUUUUUUCACUAAAAUUGUCACUCUAUUGUUAAUCUUGUAUGAAAUCAGAGACAUUGUGUUUUAUGGAAUGGUUCAGUGUUAUUGACUGGAAGUUUCGUAAUAAAAUUUUAUUAUGCUUUAUUUUCA